This is a messenger RNA of Hippocampus zosterae (dwarf seahorse), 2103 nucleotides long. RefSeq names its product NGFI-A binding protein 2 (EGR1 binding protein 2) (gene nab2). Gene Ontology annotation, biological process: negative regulation of DNA-templated transcription. Gene Ontology annotation, cellular component: nucleus. The coding region runs from base 597 to 2093 and encodes 498 amino acids. NCBI's taxonomy places the organism in Eukaryota, Metazoa, Chordata, Actinopteri, Syngnathiformes, Syngnathidae. The record is from RefSeq and is a predicted model, not a curated record. Gene Ontology annotation, molecular function: transcription coregulator activity; transcription factor binding. The transcript has 9 exons.
UGUCAUUGACAUGUGAUUUUUGCUCUGUCUGGAGGCACUGGAAUGCUCCUUAAAAGCUCCAUGCUUCUGAACACAUAUUGAAGACGCAGAGGGUUCAUUCCGAGCCCCCCACCACCGGUCCACCACCACCCACAUCUUCAAUUUGAAAGCCGCCUCUCUACCGGGAGAGGAAGGCUCUUUUUCGGUCAGAUGGCGCGUUGCAGUCCGCCCCCGUCAUUCUCCAGCCCACACAGACAGAGAGAGAGAAAGAGAGGCAGCCAGCGACCAAUACGGUGCGCCGGAGGAGGAUUUCUGCCAGUGAUUUCAGACGAUCCACAGUAGGCUGAGGGGAUUUACUACGCCAAUCUGACGCUAUUGCUUCAAGAGACAUCUGUUGUUGGUGAGACUAAGUUCUCAACAGCCUCACUCUCCUUUCUGACCUGAAGAAGAGGUAGUAAGGUGCAGUUAAGAUCUUGCUUGACUGAGCUCCUGGAGCCUUGUGAAGUGAAAAAAAGAGACGCGACACGGAGGAACGUUAACCAGGGAGCAUUCACAAUAACACCAACUGAGUCAGAGAAGCAAGAUAUUCCCCAUCAUGGCCUUAUUUACUGUUAUGAAUGCGUGCCAUGUCUCUGCCACGUACACUCGGGGAGCUGCAGCUCUAUCGGGUGCUGCAAAGGGCCAACCUGUUGGCCUACUAUGAAACCUUCAUCCAGCAGGGCGGCGACGACGUCCAGCAGCUCUGCGAGGCAGCUGAGGACGAGUUCCUGGAGAUAAUGGCUCUGGUCGGCAUGGCCACCAAGCCGCUGCACGUGCGUCGGCUGCAGAAGGCCCUCCGAGACUGGGCGGCGAAUCCGGCCCUUUUCAGCCAGCCGGUCUCCAGCUUGCCUUCCCUCGGGGGGAUCCCGCUGUUUAAAGUGGACAGCACGGGUCCGAGCGGAUCCGCCGGUGGACCGAGGAAGUCUCUGAGCAACGGGCAACCGGGCUCGCCGUGUGAGCGGGAGGAUCGGGCGUGCCUCACGCCCAUGCACAGCGGGAGCCCCCGCAGCCCCUGCUCUCAGGCCUCCCCCCAGCCACCAGACUCACAUUACCGGGAAAAACUGUCCCCUAUGGACCCGCAUUGGCUCACUCCAGAGCCAGAUGGGAACGGCACAUCAGCCUCUGCACCGGCAAACGAAGAAGAUCCACCCAGCCCGCCCGUAGGUCCCCCCGGUCCCUCCACAUCUCCAAGCUCAUCUUCUGCUCCCGCCCCUCUGUCAGCCUGGCCCGGAGGACAACUGGACGGGGAGACGAGCCGCGCGGUGGCGGAAAGCGUAGAUAGACUUCUCAGGACUCUGCCUCGCUCCGAUCCAACAGAGGUGAAAAGUCUGCUGAGGAUAAAUAAGAAGAUCGCCAAGACCGUGGGCCACAUCUUCAAAAUGGACUCCCAGGAUGUGAAGAAGGAAGAGGAGAUCCGCAAAUACAGCCUCAUCUACGGACGCUUCGACUCCAAACGGAGAGAAGGAAAACUACUCACACAGCAUGAGUUAAUUAUCAACGAGGCUGCAGCCCAAUUCUGUAUGCGCGACAACGCCCUUUUACUCAGGAGGGUGGAACUCUUCUCUUUGGCUCGGCAGGUGGCGAGAAAAUGUGCCUACACCUCCACUCUCAUGCAUGCAAGGUCAAACGUGGAGGAGAACAGCGUGCUGCCCCAGAAAAGAGUAAGGCUCGAAGUGACUGCACCUGAGAGCACGUCGUCACUCCUCGGAGCAGACAGCUCAGAGGCCUUGAACCACAGGGCCGACGAUGACAGCCUGUCUGCAGAAAGUCCGGACAGCGUGUCGCACGACGUGAUGCCCUCACAAUGCAACCAGUCGCCAUCGCCGUGCCACGCCACCGACAGCUCCAACCCGUCCACCUGGAGUCGCCAUCUCAUGCAACAAACGCUCAUGGACGAAGGGCUGCGAUUGGCUCGCAUGGUGUCACACGAUCGAGUCGCCAAGGUCAAAUUACAGUCAGACGGAACUCACACCACAGAGCACAUCCACAAAGUUCAGCAGCGGAGCCCGAUCAGUGUGUCCCGGAGUAUUAGCCCAAAUGUCACCAAAGACAGCGUCAAUCACAGAGCAAAGUAAAAAAAAAUAA